UGGUUGGCAAAGUGGAAAAACUCGAAAUUCGCAAUUGAAUAAUGGUGAAGACUACCUACCUAUCCCAAAAUAAAAGUAGUGAAGACUAAUCGACAAGGCAAAAUACGUGCUGUUCAAGGAAAGCCUCUCACCAAAGAUUUAAUAUAAAUAUGUUUUUAAACAGCUGAAACAUAAAACAGAAGGCUAUUUGGCCACAAAGUUGGAAUAACUGGACAAAUUUCCAACUACCCUUUUGAAAUUUUGGUAGGUAACAGUUUGGGAGGCCCCACCCCCACGAUGGACUCUGAGAAUGGAUUUAGUGAUCCUACUGACCUGCAUGAGGCCAGCACAUCGAAAAUCCAGGAAGAGCCUGACAAAGUCUCCGGUUCCAACGGAGACAAUCUAGAAAGUAAGAAGGUUGAUGAUGAGAAAACUAACACGGUUCCGUUUUACAAGCUGUUUGCAUUUGCCGAUUCAAGGGAUACCUUGUUGAUGAUCGUCGGCACAAUAGGCGCGGUCGGUAACGGUAUAUGUAUGCCCCUUAUGACUAUCCUGUUUGGGGAUCUCAUUGAUGCUUUUGGUGAAAAUCAAAAUGACGACAGAGUGGUUGAUGUUGUCUCCAGGGUUGCUUUGAGAUUCGUCUACCUGGCUGUAGGUGCAGGGGUGGCAGCGUUCCUUCAGGUGACCUGUUGGAUGGUCACAGGUGAGCGACAAGCAGCUCGAAUAAGGGGAUUGUACUUGAAAACCAUAUUGAGGCAAGAUGUUGCUUUCUUUGAUGUGGAAACCAACACGGGAGAGGUUGUUGGAAGAAUGUCUGGGGACACAGUUCUCAUACAGGAUGCCAUGGGUGAGAAGGUUGGGAAGUUUAUACAGUUGGUAUCCACAUUUAUUGGAGGUUUUGUUAUAGCCUUUGUGCAAGGAUGGCUUCUUACCCUUGUCAUGUUGUCUUCUAUCCCUCCCAUUGUAAUAUCUGGUGGAGUCAUGGCCCUUAUAGUAUCCAAGAUGGCAUCCCGUGGACAAAGUGCUUAUGCUAAAGCUGCCUCUGUAGUCGAACAGACAAUUGGUUCCAUCAGAACUGUUGCAUCAUUUACUGGUGAGAAGCAAGCCAUUAGCAAUUACAACAAGUUUCUCGGGGCUGCUUAUACAUCGGGAGUUCAUGAAGGCUUUGCCGCCGGACUAGGCCUUGGCGUGCUUUUUCUAGUCAUAUUCUGCAGUUAUUCUUUGGCUAUAUGGUUCGGUGCAAGGAUGGUUUUGGACAGAGGGUACAGCGGUGGUGAUGUAAUUAAUGUGAUUUUUGCUGUAUUGACCGGUUCCAUGUCCCUGGGGCAGGCAUCCCCAUGUGUGACCGCAUUUGCAGCUGGUCAAGCAGCAGCGUUUAAGAUGUUUGAGACCAUCAAAAGGAAGCCAGAGAUCGACUCUUAUGACACAAGGGGCAAAGUAUUGGAGGACAUUCGUGGGGAUAUAGAACUAAGGGAUGUUUAUUUCACUUACCCUGCUAGACCAGAUGAGCAAAUUUUCAGUGGCUUCUCUCUUUCUAUUCAAAACGGCACAACAGUGGCUUUGGUCGGACAAAGUGGAAGUGGGAAAUCGACCGUGAUAAGUCUCAUUGAGAGAUUUUAUGAUCCACAUGCUGGUGAAGUUCUUAUCGAUGGCAUUAACCUCAAGGAGUUUCAACUUAGAUGGAUCAGGGGAAAGAUUGGUCUUGUUAGCCAGGAGCCUGUAUUGUUCACAUCAAGCAUUAGGGAUAACAUUGCCUAUGGAAAGGAAGGUGCCACCACUGAAGAGAUACGAGCUGCAGCUGAGCUUGCAAAUGCCUCUAAGUUCAUCGAUAAGCUGCCUCAGGGACUAGAUACCAUGGUUGGAGAGCAUGGAACUCAGCUUUCUGGUGGACAAAAGCAAAGAGUGGCAAUAGCAAGAGCAAUUCUGAAGGACCCUCGGAUUUUACUUCUAGACGAAGCCACGAGUGCACUAGAUGCAGAAUCUGAAAGAGUAGUUCAAGAAGCAUUGGAUAGGAUAAUGGGCAAUAGGACAACUGUCAUUGUUGCUCAUCGUUUGAGUACCGUGAGAAAUGCAGAUAUGAUUGCUGUAAUUCACCGAGGAAAGAUGGUCGAAAAAGGUUCACAUUCAGAACUACUCCAGGAUCAUGAGGGAGCUUACUCUCAGCUUAUCCGAUUACAAGAAGUAAAUAAAGAGUCGGAACAGGCAACGGAGUCAUCUGACAUUGCUUCAGAAUCAUUUAGACGUUCAAGCCUAAAAAAGUCAUUGAAGCGCUCAAUCAGUAGGGGAUCAUCUAUGGGAAAUAGCAAUCGCCAUUCGUUCUCAGCAUCUUUUGGUUUACCUACUGGAAUGAAUGCCGCCGAUCUUGCAAUGGCAGACGCAGAAAACCCUGCUGAACUACCAUCAGAAAAAGCUCCAAAGGUUUCCGUCCGCCGACUUGCUUACCUCAACAAGCCAGAGAUUCCUGUUAUCCUACUCGGAACUAUAGCUGCAGCAGCCAACGGUGUAAUAUUUCCAAUUUUUGGUAUCCUAAUUUCCAGUGUAAUCGACACAUUCUUUAAACCACCUCAUGAAUUGAGAGAAGAUUCAAGGUUCUGGGCACUGAUAUUCUUGGCCCUUGGCGCGGCAGCAUUUGUGGUAUGUCCAGCACAAAAUUACUUCUUUUCAAUCGCUGGAAGUAAAUUAAUCCAACGAAUCAGAUCGAUGUGUUUUGAGAAAGUGGUCCGCAUGGAAGUUGGGUGGUUUGACGAACCAGAAAAUUCAAGUGGUGCAAUCGGUGCAAGGCUAUCAGCAGAUGCAGCCUCAAUACGCGCCUUGGUUGGAGAUGCACUAGCUCAGCUGGUUCAAAAUACUUCAUCUGCAAUUUCUGGUUUAGUCAUUGCUUUUGUUGCAUGUUGGCAGUUGGCAUUUAUUGUCCUAGUACUACUCCCGCUUAUUGCAAUCAACGGAUAUAUUCAAGUAAAAUUCAUGAAAGGAUUUAGUGCAGAUGCAAAGUUGAUGUAUGAGGAGGCAAGCCAAGUUGCUAAUGAUGCAGUAGGGAGUAUAAGAACUGUUGCAUCCUUUUGCGCAGAGGAAAAGGUGAUGCAGCUUUAUAAGAAGAAAUGUGAAGGCCCUAUGAAAACCGGGAUAAAGCAGGGUUUAAUCAGUGGAACAGGAUUCGGAGUUUCCUUCUUCUUUCUGUUUUCUGUUUAUGCAACCAGUUUUUAUGCAGGGGCUCAACUUGUUGAGCAUGGUUAUACAACAUUCAGAGAUGUUUUCCAAGUUUUCUUUGCUUUGACCAUGGCAGCUAUAGGAAUUUCUCAAUCGAGCUCCUUUGCUCCUGAUUCUGGCAAAGCCAAGAGCGCUGCCGCUUCCAUAUUUGCGAUUAUUGAUCGCGAGUCUAAGAUAGACCCCAGCGAUGAGUCCGGAAUGAAACUAGAAAACGUGAAGGGAGACAUCGAACUUCAUCAUGUCAGCUUUAAGUAUCCAUCGAGGCCGGAUAUUCAAAUUCUUCGAGACUUGAGCUUGUCUAUUCGUUCCGGCAAGACUGUUGCAUUGGUUGGAGAAAGUGGGAGCGGGAAAUCCACAGUAAUCUCAUUACUGCAGAGAUUUUAUGAUCCCGAUUCGGGACGUAUCAGUCUCGAUGGUGUCGACAUCCAAAAGCUCCAAUUGAAAUGGCUGAGGCAACAAAUGGGACUUGUGAGCCAAGAACCUGUAUUAUUCAAUGAUACAAUCCGUGCCAACAUUGCAUAUGGAAAAGGAGGAAAUGCAACCGAGGCAGAAAUUUUAGCUGCAUCAGAGCUGGCCAAUGCUCACAAGUUCAUUAGUUCACUACAACAGGGUUACGAUACAGUGGUAGGGGAGCGAGGAGUUCAGAUGUCAGGAGGACAGAAGCAACGCAUAGCCAUCGCACGUGCCAUCGUUAAAAGCCCGCAGAUACUGCUAUUAGACGAGGCGACGAGUGCAUUGGAUGCUGAAUCGGAGAGGGUGGUUCAGGCUGCACUAGAUAGAGUGGUGGUGAACCGAACAACGGUGGUGGUGGCUCAUAGGCUAUCCACAAUCAAGAACGCGGACGUUAUAGCCGUGGUUAAAAAUGGGGUUGUUGUAGAGAAAGGAAAGCAUGAUACCUUGAUCAACAUCAAAGAUGGUUUCUAUGCUUCCUUAGUUGCACUUCAUAUGAGUGCUUCCACUGCAUAAAACUUCUUUAAUUAUAUAAAUAUAUAUAAUUUUUUUUAGUUUUUGAUAUUACCAUAAAUUUCAGUAAAUUUGUAUUAUUUUUUCUGUAACUCAUCUAAUGAUAUGCAAUUAUAAUCUAUAUUUCUAUUUUCAA
Gossypium raimondii (Peruvian cotton) is the source of this 4285-nucleotide messenger RNA. RefSeq names its product ABC transporter B family member 11. Gene Ontology annotation, cellular component: membrane. Gene Ontology annotation, molecular function: ATP hydrolysis activity; ABC-type transporter activity; ATP binding. The transcript is spliced from 13 exons. Bases 277 to 4152 code for a protein of 1291 amino acids. NCBI's taxonomy places the organism in Eukaryota, Viridiplantae, Streptophyta, Magnoliopsida, Malvales, Malvaceae. Gene Ontology annotation, biological process: transmembrane transport. The record is from RefSeq and is a predicted model, not a curated record.